UACAGCCACGCCCCGUUGAUGCCACGCCCCAUCACAGUCCCGCCCCUCUGAGGCCACGCCCGAAACGAAAACCACGCCCCUUAUAAAAGACCUCGCCCCUCCCGGCACAACCGGCGGCUUCCGCUUCCGGCGGCGGCGCCGCCGAGGCAGGAGGGAAAAGUCUUCUGGAAACCAGGCAGCACCAGGGUCUGCCUGCCGGAGUUCUGAGCAGGGGAAGCCGCCACUGCCAUGCGGGGGGUGUUGGAUGGUCUGUGCGCAGAGCAGAGCACGAUGCCUUUCCUGCACGGCUUCCGCAGGAUCAUCUUCGAGUAUCAGCCUCUGGUAGAUGAGAUCUUGGGGCUGCUGGUGAUACAGGAUGCGGACCAGCAGAGCGACCUUGAGAGCCCUGCCUGUCUGGGCAGUGACAGGAGCCAGCUCUCAGCUGUGAGAGGAGUCUUGGAGAGGGAGAUCCAGUCCCCAUUUUACCGGGAGGGUGUGAGCUAUGCCCUGCUGAAGGUCACUGAGCUGGGGCUCGUUCCUGCCGCUGAAGUCCUCCUGGAGUUCGGAGCUGACCUCAGCUUUGAAGACCCAGUCACCUACUACACCCCCCUGCACAUCGCAGUGCUCCGCAACCAGCCAGAUAUGGUGGAGCUCCUGGUGCACCAUGGGGCUGACAUCAACCGGAGAGACCGGAUCCAUGAGAGCAGUCCCCUUGAUCUGGCCAGCGAGGAGCCCGAGCGGCUGCCGUGCCUCCAGCGGCUGCUCCAGCUGGGGGCUGAUGUCAACGCAGCUGACAAAAACGGAAAGACAGCACUGUUGCAUGCCCUGGCCAGCAGUGACGGUGUCCAGAUCCACAACACUGAGAGCGUCCGUCUCCUGUUGGAAGGAGGUGCAGACGUCAGGGCCACCACCAAAGACGGUGACACAGUCUUCACUUAUAUCAUCUUCCUGCUGGGUGAGAUGGUGUGCAGCAACACGGAGGAGGCACAGGUGAUCAAUCGCUUCUGCUUCCGUGUCACACAGCUGCUGCUGGCCCACGGUGCCAACCCCAGCGAGUGCCCGGCCCCCGAGUCCCUCACCCACCUCUGCUUCAAAAGCUUCAAACACCACUUCCCGCUGCUGCGUUUCUUGCUGGAGUCAGGUGCCGCCUACAACUGUUCCCUCCAUGGUCCCUCAUGCUGGUCAGGCUUCCACAUUGUCUUCGAGUGCCUCUGCUCACACCUCAGUGUCUCUGAAGAUGACAGCUUCUCUACAGAUCUCAUCCAGAAGGGUCAGACUCUGCUGGAGCUCAUGAUGGCCAGUUCACAAGCCAUCCAGCUGCCCAGCAACUUUGAGGUCAACACCAGCAGCUGUAGGUACCAUGGAGAGAAGAUCAGGAAUCUCUUCUCCUCUCUGAAGCAGCUGGAGCGCUCCCCACAGGCACUGAAACAUCUCUGCAGGGUGUUUAUCCGGCAGCGCCUUAAACCAUGGCCAGUAGACGUCAAAAUCAAGGCUCUACCUCUUCCAGACAGGCUUAAGUGGUACCUCCUCAUUGACCAUGCUGCUGCAGGGCACGAGGACCUCUGAGCCUGACUCAUGCCUCUGUUUCCCCGCCCCACAGUCGUGGUGUGUCUACAGCCACCAAAUCUCUGCUCUGGGCCAGUUUUCUCUGCAAGAAGUGCGCUGUCCACAUGCUGUCCAUGUGCCCACAGCUUGGCCAGUGCUGCCCACAUGUCCUGCUGCUGCGUUUUGGGGGGGGUGUACUUUUUGGGGUGUGACACUGCAUGCGUGUCCAUGGAGGCCUCGUUGCUCUGGGGCAUGUUGUGGGGAGGCGGGCAGAGCCCCUGGGCAUUGGGGAGCUGGAUACUGAGACAGAGGACUGGUUUGUGUGGAUUUUAAGAACAGGCCUGGCAGGCAGAGCCGGUGGGGUGGUUGGGGACAGUGUGACUGGACAGGCAGUGUGUCCCCUUUCUCUCCAGGCUGGUGGGCGCAGGGGUGCGUUAGGCGAGUGGCAGGGUUGUGAGAUGCCUCGGGGUGCUGGGAGAAGAGCUGUUCCCUGCGCCAGCAGAGCGCUGGCAUCGUGUCCUGGUGUCCUGCCUCUGGUCCCGCUGAUGGGAGCAGUGGUGGGGGGGCAGGUCCAGCAUCUUCAUGCAGAUUUGGUUGCGGAUGUGAUUUCCUUCCUCACUUCUGAAACCAGGUGCGUGACGAGGGGCAGCGGGGCUGGCACCGGUGGCUGGCUGCUCGGCACCAUCUGGGUACACCCUGUCCUCCAGGCACAGAGGAGCAUCCACCAAGGACAUCUUAGAGGUGCUGAGCUCCAAAACAGACAAAUGGAUGUUUCCUGACUUUUUGGUGUGUUUGCUGCCCACAGAUGAGGAAUGGGUGGCUGACCCCGAGUGCCUUGUGCCUCCCUCCCCACUCCUUGGCUCUUUCCCUUGGUGGCCGCUCCCAGGACCUUGGUCUCCAGCGCCUCCUUCUCAGGAACAAGAAAUUACAGCAGGACUUGGGGGUUUCUUUCCAAGCUGCUACUGGAAGCUCCAAACUGGGGCUGCAUGUGGAGGUCCUGUGACCCAGCUGUGCCACAGCUGCCUGGCUCCCCCUUCUAGGCGUCUGCUUCCUCGUGACAUGCCAAAGACUGGCCACAGAGCUGAGCACCCCCAACAUGUUUGUUGUUUGGUUUUUGUUUGUCAUGGGGAACAGAUGCAGAAGAGGAUGAAAAAAGGGGAAAAAAAUCUAUUCUGAGCAGGUGCAGUUUAUAGAAGGUGGAUCUGGGGUCCAUGGGCAGUUUAGCUGCACAAGGGUUGUCUCUCCCCAUUGCCCUCCUGUGUUUUACCUUCUUCCACCCUGUGAAACUGGAGCUGGUGCACCUUGAUGAACUGAUGUUUAAAAAAAAAUUAUAUUGUGAUCAAAUACUCCCCUGGCAUCUGGAAUGGGAAAUGAGCAAUUAAAUGAGGCUUUUUGUAAUAAUGA
Molecule: messenger RNA, 2928 nt
Organism: Columba livia (rock pigeon)
Lineage: Eukaryota; Metazoa; Chordata; Aves; Columbiformes; Columbidae
Gene: ASB6
Product: ankyrin repeat and SOCS box containing 6
Exons: 7
Coding region: 229-1545 (438 amino acids)
Biological process (GO): intracellular signal transduction
Molecular function (GO): protein binding
Source: RefSeq, a predicted model, not a curated record